AUUUUGUUGUCAUUUCUUGGCAUUGAGCGUAUUUCAGGCAAAAUGCUGGGCGAGCGUCGUCGUCUCAGAGCGGUCCUUCUCGCGCAGCUCUUGGCAGUAGUAGUCAUGCUGGCCACUCUCGCACCCUUGGCACACGCAGGCGGACUGACUACUGGCGCGAAACCACCGCUGCGCUUCCACGCGGACGGGAGCUUUAAAAUUUGCCAAUUUGCCGACCUGCACUUUGGCGAGGGCGAGGACGUCACCUGGGGCCCCGUGCAAGACACCAAUUCGAGCCGCGUUAUGCGAAACGUGCUCGAGCGGGAGCGACCAGACCUGGUUGUGUUUAGCGGAGACCAAAUCACGGGAAACAACGUUGCGGAUAAUGCCACGGCGUACUGGGCGCAGGUUGUCCGGGAAUGCCAGGUUAUGGGAAUUCCGUGGGCAAUCAUCUUUGGCAACCACGACGAUCUCGCCAGCGGAGUGAACGGCUCGCGCGCUGCGCUGAUGGAGUUUGACACGUCCUUUGAGUUGUCGUACUCGCAGUUUGGCCCCGAGGGUCUGCCAGGAACGAGCAACUACUACCUGCCGUUGCUCGCCAGCGACUCUGAUCAGGUGGCCUCGUGGAUUUUCUUUUUGGACAGCGGCGGUGGCUCCAUUGACGAAGUCAUUACCUUGCCGCAAGUCGCUUGGUAUCGCAACACGUCUGCAUCUCUGGAAGCGCUGGUUGGUCGGGUGCUUCCUUCCAUGGCGUUCUUCCAUAUUCCUCUAGUGCAAUACGACGCCGUCUACUCGCCCGAAAAAUGCAUUGGAAUGAAUGACGACGGAAUCACUCCUCAGGACGAGGAUCUUGGCAUUUUCCAGGCGUUCUUGGAUCGAGGCGAUGUGCAACUCACGAGUGUCGGUCAUGAUCACGGCGAGAGCUUUUGCUGCCCGUUGCAGACCUUGACGCUUUGUUUUGGAAGGCACAGCGGCUACGGAGGUUACGGCGACUGGGAUCGCGGUGGCCGUAUUUUCAUUCUGUCCGAGCCCAGCAAGACCACCACACAGCUGUCGUUCUCGACAUAUGUGCGAAUGGAGAAUGGCACCAUCACGGACGGUCCCAACUUCCCCAAGCGGACCUGAGCAUCAUUUGAGCAUUUUUAUGGUGUUGAAAUCAGAGUGCAGGCAGUGCAGGCAGUUUUCUAUGUUGUGAUUGACUUUGAAUACCACGCACAAUGGAGAUGAAUCGCCUUACCAUAUUUGUCCA
Molecule: messenger RNA, 1228 nt
Organism: Capsaspora owczarzaki ATCC 30864
Lineage: Eukaryota; Filasterea; Ministeriida; Capsasporidae
Exons: 6
Coding region: 43-1104 (353 amino acids)
Cellular component (GO): cytoplasm
Molecular function (GO): hydrolase activity, acting on ester bonds
Source: RefSeq, a predicted model, not a curated record